AUGUUUUCGAUCAAGAAGAAAUUAGGAGCUUUGAUCCCCAAUGAAUCCACUCGCGAUGCACUUCAAAACGUCCUCACUGUCGAAUGGUCAGGUCAUAAAACCGUCCUUGUCCAAGUCCCCGGUCCUGGGGAUUCACGAGGAGGUGAAAUGGAGAUGAGUGGUAUGGGUCGAGAUAGAGAUAAAAGUGACAGGGAAGUAGGAAGAGGAAAAGAGGGAUAUGGGAAAUUGGACAAUUGGUAUGAUGAUCAAGAAGAACGUUCACAUCUAACCUCUCACCAUCAACCCCAAUCUCGUCCUCCAGCCCAACGUAAAGGUUCAAACAAAAAACUACCGUCUUUACCUCAUCCGCCCCACGGUGAAAAUCCAUUCGAGAACGAUGAAUUCGAGCUGGAUAUGGAAUACAAUGAUCUAGGUCCUGUGAUAUCCAACAGACAUUCAGAUUACGAUCCACUCGAUUUUUCUUCUUCCCCUUUACCUCCAACCCCUCAAUUUCCUCAUAAAGACAUACCCAGACUUGGGGCGAAUGGGAUGGCGACGAAUAGAAGAGAUGAAACCCCGGGUGAAGAGAUAGGAAGAAGGAAGAAAGAGAAUCCUUGGAAAGUCGAUGAUAGGGAUAAAAAAGAGAGAAAUCAGGUUAUUUGGGGUACGGCUAGUGUGACUAGUCCAACGACUUCAAAUGGGACUAGAAGUUCUACUAUUGGGUCAGAGGAAGAUCCUUUUCGGUAA
Molecule: messenger RNA, 726 nt
Organism: Tremella mesenterica DSM 1558
Lineage: Eukaryota; Fungi; Basidiomycota; Tremellomycetes; Tremellales; Tremellaceae
Exons: 3
Coding region: 1-726 (241 amino acids)
Source: RefSeq, a predicted model, not a curated record